AUGGAAAACCCCCGAGCAGAAAUUGCAGAUGUUGUCAGAUCAAUCACGGAACCGCAGGAUCCGGAAACCGUAUUAAAGAACAUUGACAAGUACUUCACCGAGGAUGCGUUUAUUCUUCAUCCCAUGGCAAAUCAGCCAGAAUUGGCCAGAGGAAGAGACAACUUGAAGGCUUUGUAUUACAUGUUCCGCAAGGGUACCAAAGACAACAAGAUACAUUUCCAUGCGGUUAUGUUCAGCGAGGAUUUAACCCAAUGCACGUUAGACCUCACCGAAGAUGUUUUGGAUAUCAAAUCUGCCCUGUUUCCAUCCUUGGCAACAACCCAUCUAUCUCUUCGCUUCCUGGUGCGAGUGGACCUCAGAUUAGAAUCCGAUGGGAAAUACAGAAUAUGGCGUCAACAUGACAAUUUUGUUAGCGAUCUAGGAAUGUCGGGAUUCAAGCUAUUUCCUGGAGCCGGUUUUAUCAGUGACCUGCUGAAGUCUUCCGGGGCCCUAUUCACCAUUGCUAUUGGACGCUACCUUGCCGGGAACAUGAUCAGCGCAGCAGAAAGAAACCCUUGUUGCUUGAAGAAGUAA
Puccinia graminis f. sp. tritici CRL 75-36-700-3 is the source of this 573-nucleotide messenger RNA. RefSeq lists its product as uncharacterized. Bases 1 to 573 code for a protein of 190 amino acids. NCBI's taxonomy places the organism in Eukaryota, Fungi, Basidiomycota, Pucciniomycetes, Pucciniales, Pucciniaceae. The record is from RefSeq and is a predicted model, not a curated record. The transcript has 6 exons.